UCAGUUUGGCUGAGCUAGCACAUAAGGUACCUUCAACCUCAUUAGCGCUGGCACCGUUAGCUAGCAAGCUACAUGCGUUCACUGUCUACUCUGUGAACCACAGACAUAUGUUUAUACCGUGAACAGGCAGUCUGAACUAGUCAGCACUGUUAACAGCGUUAAUGUUUACAGGUUAGUCGGUUCAACAUGGACGAGCGGGACACCGCAGCGAUCCUUUCUGGAGAUGUCCUCGGUGACACAUCAGCGGACGACCAACAACAGCCCGAUUUACACAAAGAGGAGGCUGAUGCACCGCCCGACGGUUCCUUACGACCACCCGGUGCAUGCCAACUGCCGGUGUCCGUGGAGCCGGUUUUAUUCCUCUCCAUGUUUUCCCUCGCCCUGCAGGCGCCUCUGUCCACCCAGUACUUAUGGGACCGCAUAAGCGAAGACCUGGGCUACAACGGCUCCAAGAGGUCGGAGUGCAGCAACAGCUCAGCGCCCCCCGACCCUCUCCAGAAGGAGGUGGAAACCUUGACAGCACACUGGAACCUGUACAUCAGUCUGGGGGGCUUUUCUGUUGGGCUGUUGGUGGUGCCUCUCCUGGGCUCGUGGAGUGACCUUGCGGGUCGCAGACGAGUCCUCAUCCUCCCUAACCUUGGCCUGGCCCUGCAGGCGAUAGUGUACCUUGUGGUGAUGUAUCUCAAGCUGCCCGUGGUCUACUUUCUAGUGGGCAGGCUGCUUAGCGGUCUGUCAGGUGAUUUUAAUGCCAUCCUUGCAGGCUGCUUUGCCUAUGUGGCAGACAUCAGUGACAGGCGGUCUCGCACCUUCAGGGUGGCAAUCUUAGAGGCUUGUCUGGGCGUCUCAGGGAUGCUGGCCAGCAUCAUUGGAGGAGAGUGGCGACGGGCACAAGGUUAUAUCAACCCAUUCUGGCUUGUCCUGGCCACCAACUUGGUCUCAGCUCUGUAUGCCUACCUCUUUGUCCGUGAGUCUGUCCUGCCAGAUCCGAGUGCUAAGCUCCUCACUACUCGCCACCAUAAAGCUGUCUGGCACCUCUACUUAACAGGAGGCAGCAGCAGUGAGGCUGGUGGAAAAUUUCACAAAUGCAAGCUGUGGCUUUACACACUGUGCUUCUUUCUGGUGGUGACUGUUCACUUCGGCACCAGAGAGCUAUAUGUGUUGUACGAGCUGAGCUCGCCUCUGUGCUGGGGGUCAGCCCUCAUUGGCUACGGAUCAGCGGCUCAGCACCUGGCAUAUCUGAGCAGUCUGGUGGGGCUAAAGAUCAUGCAACACUGUCUGGAGGACUCCUGGGUGGCUCUUGUCGGUCUGGCCUCCAACAUUGUUGGUCUGGUGGUCUUUUCUGUAGCUGACAGCACUCAGCUUAUGUUUAUAGGUUAUGGUCUCUGUUUCCUCUUCAUGACUCCAACACCUGUGCUCAGGUCCAAGCUGUCCAAGUUGGUGGACCCAUCAGAGCAAGGUGCCCUUUUUGCUUCUGUUGCCUGUGUGGAGAGCUUGUGUUUUCUGGUGGGCAGUGGCGUCUUUAACUCCCUCUACCCUGCGACCCUCCACUUCAUGAAGGGCUUCCCUUUCCUCUUUGCUGCCAUCAUCCUCUUCAUCCCAGCUGGAAUCAUAGGGACUCUGCAGUGUUUGGACCAAAGGAGAGACCAGAGAGACUCCACAGUGUCCUGACCUGCAGAGAGACAGAGGGCAGGAGCCCAUCAGAGAGUUGAGGUUCAUCCUGGUGUCAGUCUGCGAGAGCCAUCUGGGCGGUCGACUUGGUCUUGGGGUUCUUUCAGAAAGCGCAGGAUCUUCUCAAUCGUAGCCUCCUGAUAUUCGUGGGACCACCUGUUUGAAGAGACGAUGGCAGGCAUUAGAUAAUGUCCAUUCAGGGAAAACAGUUCUCUCUAACUGGCAUUUUACAGAUUUGCACCAACAAUAAAGUGAAUGAAAUAUUAAUGAGAGAAACUUGAGAGCUUGAUAGAUAAUAAAAAAUGUAGUGCAAAUGGGACAAAUAGCUGUGGUUUAAACCUGUUGGGAAAACAAUUUUCCCUCACGUACUGUACAACACGGACACGUACUGUCCAGUCAUAAUGCAGUAUACAGUGACUCACUUUAUGCCAUUGAAGUUGAGAAUGGCUCUCAUGUCUUCUGGCAGCGACAUGGGGUCAGGCCACGUAAAGUUAUCUGUGACAGGAACUAUAUUCUUCUUACCAGCCAGGGCCGUGACUAUUUCCUGCAAGAUUAAACAUAUUACCUUUAGGCCUGUGAGUGACAAAAAUUAAUCUAAAAAAGCACUAAAGACUCGACCUACACCAUAUUGCCAAGUGUUCACUCAUCUGCCUUCACACACAUAUGAACUUGAGUAACAUCCCGUUCUUUAAUAUGAUGUCAGUCCACCCUUUGCAAUUAUAAAUGCUUCAACCCUUCCAGGAAGAUUUAACCAAACUCGCUCAUCUAUGAGUUGCUGUUGUUCCCAGUUGCUUCCACUUUGUUAUAAUACCACUGACAGCUGACUGGAAUAUUUAGUACUAGGGAAAUGUCAUAACUGGACUUGUUGCACAGGUGGUAUCCUGUCACAGUAACACUGGAAUUCACCAAGCUGUUGAUGUUGGUG
This is a messenger RNA of Archocentrus centrarchus (flier cichlid), 2593 nucleotides long. RefSeq names its product solute carrier family 46 member 1 (gene slc46a1). Gene Ontology annotation, biological process: transmembrane transport. Gene Ontology annotation, molecular function: transmembrane transporter activity. Gene Ontology annotation, cellular component: plasma membrane. The transcript has 7 exons. Bases 187 to 1668 code for a protein of 493 amino acids. Lineage: Eukaryota; Metazoa; Chordata; Actinopteri; Cichliformes; Cichlidae. The record is from RefSeq and is a predicted model, not a curated record.